AGUCAUGUGACCGGCAGAUUCCUGCCACGACCAACCAACAACAACCACCGUCCAAGGCAGGUAGACGUGUAAUCGAGUGGGUUCAGGAACUUGCUGGUGCUGGUACCGAGUCGCAUCAGCAGAGAAAGGGUGCCCAUUCACGGAGCCAGCAAUUGCAGGGUGGAUUAACUUCGAGCCCCUGGAUGGAUGACAGUUGACGUCAAUCCUGAUUCGAGAUCCGUGCAGAGUUAUCCACAUUUUAUAUAGCGUUCGGUUUGGGUCGGUCACUCACCCAUCCACCCACCCGUCCAUCAUACCAUCCACGUCGCGAUUACCUACCAUCUAGAUAGCCCAGCCGCCGGGAAAGCCUGGUUAAGACCGGCCUGCAGGUAAUCAGAGACCACCCAUGGCCGAUCAUCAUGGGGCGAGAACGGCCCCGUUCUACACCAUCCCUCCCCGGCGCAUCGUCAGUGUCGAGCACCCGGCCAUUAUCAAAAACCUCGACAAGGCCGUCGACACCCUGCAGGGCGAUGCAGGUUUAGCCAAGAUAUUGAACCCUCCGAAGGCGGACACCCCGGUCAAUCUGCUCCUCCGUCCGGAGGAUGCGAUGUCCAGACCCCUGCAUUCCAUCAGCUCGGCGUCCAACAACAUCCUUCUCAAGGUGACUGUUCCGAAACGAACAGGUCGCAAGCGCAAGAGAGGAUCCAAUGAGCCUUUUAGUGGCGUUGCGGUCACGACGAUCCCGACUGGGCCGCAACGGCGCAGCGCGCGGGAGCUCCUACAGAGUCUUCGCGACAAUGUCGGGAGGUAUCAAGUCGAGCCGGCGGGGUUGAUUGACCGGACGCAUGUAUUUCGAGGAAUGCCCGACUAUGUCUUUUCAACGACCUCCAGCGCAUUCGUCAACCGGUUCCGAGAGCACAUCUUGCCGUUUGACUACGAUAAAAUGAAACAAUUCGACCUCGACAUGAGCAAAGGAGCCAUCGCCAACGUGGACCUCAUCCCACCGCCCUCCUUCAGCCAAGGCGACGUACCGUUCAGCUACAUCUACCGCCAAAACCCCACGGUCCGCCAAUCCAUCGACAACUCGGGCAACAUCACCACAACCAACACGCAAAAGAUCGCGAAAGUCCUCACGCACCUAGUCUCCUACGACGUGGCCAACAUCCCCACCAGCCCCCGAACCAACUGCCCACCAAUCCCCAGUCUCGACAAAAUCCUCCAAGAGACCAUCGCAGCCGUGACCGCGCUGUUCUCACAACGCCCGGCCUGGACGCGGCGAGGACUCCGCAACUCCCUCCCAACAGCAGAACACCGGUACGCGCUCCGCCACGCGAUCCCCUACGUCGGAUACAUCUUCCGCUCCGGGCCCUGGCGCGACGCCAUCAUAAAAUUCGGACACGACCCGCGCACAUCCCCCGAUUACCGGGUAUACCAGACGACGAUGUUCCGGAUCUUGCCGCGCGAGGCGGAGGUGGCGCGGGAUGGGUAUACGGGGCGACGACACGCAUUUAUCCGGUCGAAUGAGGCGCCGCUGCUGUUCAACCAGAACAACAUGAACAUGGACCCGGACUUAAACCCAAACCCAAACCCAAACCCAGACGCAGACCCAACCCUCCCAACAGAUUCCCACCUCUUCACCGGCACCCCGCCCCUUCCACGGGACGGCCGAAUGUGGAUGUUCUGCGACAUCACCGACCCGACCCUCCAACGGAUCCUCUUCCCCGCAUCCCCACCAGACAACUUCGUCCGCGAGACAUGCGAUAUCGUCUCCGACGGGUGGUACGGGAACGGGACGCUGGCGAAGACGAAGACGAUCAUGCGGGCCAAGAUCCUGGCGCUGCUGGACGAUAAGCUGCUGGAUGAUGAGGCGGAGUUUGGGAAUAUUCUCACGUUGCCGGAUUAUGCGACGCCGGAGACUGUGAUGACGGAUUUCUGGCUCGAUCCGGGAACCGCGUCGCAGAGGGAGAUGAUGAUGGCCACUGAGGUUAGGGCGAUGAUUAAGGGGGCGCCCGCGUGGAAGGAGAGGUUUCAGGAUGAUGUGGUGGGGGGUGAGGAGGAGGGGGAUGGGCAGGACGACAGGGAGGACGAGGAGAUGAGUGAGGGUGAAGAGGAGGCGUAUGAGCAGGAGGCGUUGUUGGAGGCGCAGGUUGCUGCGGCGGCGGAGGCGGCGGAUGCCAUGGCUGCGGCUGCGGAGGAGAAUGAGGAGGAUGAGAGUCAGGAUGAGGAUGAGGAAGAUGAGGAUGAAGAAGAGGAUGACGAUGAAGAGCAGUCGGAUGAGGACCAGGAUGGGGAUGCCGCGAUGCUUGGGGCUGGAACGAAAAGGGGAGCUGCAAGCCAACGGCGUUAGCGAUACUAGUACUGCUACUAUUUUUUUUAUUAUCACCACGGAGUACUAAGGUGCUAUUGCUGCUACUUUGACUGCUAGUUGUAACAAAUGCUUGUUCUAAUAAAUUCAUAUUUUUAUGGAUUAAGGACAGGGUAUGUUAUCUAUCUCAUACAGGACAUC
This is a messenger RNA of Aspergillus heteromorphus CBS 117.55, 2485 nucleotides long. Its product is annotated as transcription factor TFIIIC subunit TFC1. Gene Ontology annotation, cellular component: transcription factor TFIIIC complex. The record is from RefSeq and is a predicted model, not a curated record. NCBI's taxonomy places the organism in Eukaryota, Fungi, Ascomycota, Eurotiomycetes, Eurotiales, Aspergillaceae. The coding region runs from base 386 to 2326 and encodes 646 amino acids. The transcript has 6 exons. Gene Ontology annotation, biological process: transcription initiation at RNA polymerase III promoter.